Messenger RNA from Artibeus jamaicensis (Jamaican fruit-eating bat), 9585 nucleotides. It is a transcript of the gene CFAP54, whose product is annotated as cilia and flagella associated protein 54. The record is from RefSeq and is a predicted model, not a curated record. Lineage: Eukaryota; Metazoa; Chordata; Mammalia; Chiroptera; Phyllostomidae. Gene Ontology annotation, biological process: cilium assembly. The transcript is spliced from 68 exons.
AUGGCGGCACAGGGACCCUCCCCGACCUAUCCAUCCAGCAACACGUCUGCCUCAUCCGUGUCUCCGUCAGUACCCUCAACCACGGUCUCGAAGUCGCCCCUGGAGUCGAAGGAGAGCUCUCUAAACCCACUCCCUAGUUCCACCUGCCACGAGGACUCGUUGCCCCUCGCCGUGUUUUAUGGGCCGCUGGACGCUAAAAACCCGCUCCUGGCCUCGUGUGAGAAGGAGAUACAGGAGUUGCUGGGCUUUAUGAAGAGAAAGAAGGCUUUGGCGAUGUCGGAGGAGCAGAAGCACGAGUUUCGCCGGCGCUGUGCCACCUCCUUGUUUAAUAUCUGGACUAAAUACGCACCCCGGCUGCCGGCUGCCUAUUACAACGAAAAGCUUCUGGAGGUUGGUGAUCGCCUCUGUGAAAUGAAAGAAUAUAGACUGGCCCUUUUACAGUGCUAUGGACGGUAUCUGCAGCAGUUCAGCGUCAACUUUGAUGAGAAUAAAGCAGAUGUGCAUCAAUUCAAAACUGUCUUUUUUCCAAAAGGCUUUGGAGACAAAAAUGCUACACAUACAUUUCAUGCUUUAAGCAGCAAAAAUAUUUGCAAGUACCAGCUGGUCUGUGACAGUGACGUGAACCUGCAGAAUAAGGGGUCUGUGGUCCAGUGUCUGGACAUCUUGUCCUCCUUGAGGCUCAUCAUGCAGGUGGCGCUGCCGCAGGAGCAUCUCUGCUGGAUUAUCUUCAACGGUACCAUUUACAUUUACACCAUUUGCAGAAAACUGAUGAUUUUAGGUCAAUCUUCCAAGGCCUUAGAAUACCUCCUGUGGGCCAGCAUGUGCAUGGAGUUUUCGGUCCCACUGCUGUCUGUCAGGUACUUGACGUGGAGAGCCACUCUUUACGCUGCUGUCUGCCAGUGCUGCUAUGACUGCCAAGCUGGCGUUCACGGAGAGGCAUUUGCUCGGCGAGCUUUAGCUAAAAUUGAUGAAUUAAGGCAACUGGAGUUAAUGGGUUCCUCAAAAUCAUCACAAGAAUCCAGAAGAGAUUAUAGAGAGGCCACGAUAAAGAUGGCAGUGAUGAUCUUCAAAAGAGGAGUAUUUGAAUCCAGAAGAAAAAACAAAAAUUUGUUUAGGCCAAAGAUAAGAAUUAACCUACGGGAAGUACAAACUUUGCCUUGGCCACGCACUGUCACAGAACGCUUGUUGGACGAGUUGUUCGACAGCACCGCGGCCCGGUUUCUGGCCGUCUUGGAGGCUCUUUCUGAUGCAAAUAGGCGAACACUCCAAGUUGGACCCGUUGUUACAGAUGAAGUGGAAGUUCGGGAUGUUGUCUCAGAACUCUUCUUAGCAGGAAGAGAACUUUUAAUGAUGUCACACAGUGGUGUAGAUGGAACGCUUGGUUUUCCACGAACCUCUCUUCUGGAACUUGUUAUAAAAAGAAAAAAUGUUGUUUCUUUGGAUGCUGCUGUGAAAUUUAUAAAAUUAGCUUUUACCUAUGAGGAAUGGAGUUUAUUUGAAUCUGCAGCUGGUCAGCUUAUUGAUUUUCUCCAGGGCCAGGAUGAUCCGGAGUCAAAGAAAGCAGAGAAGGAUUUAACUCUUCUUCUCGCGAUAGAACCUGUAAUCAACGUAAAGAAGAACAAAGGGUUGAUACUUCCUUUAGAGAACUACAAAGAAGGACAGUCAGCUUUUUACAUUAGAAAACUUGCUUUUCAUGAUACUUAUGCGAAAACUUAUGGAUGUUCAGAAGACAUUUUCCACUUAGCAACAACCCUGUAUUCCUGUGUCUGCACCUCUCCCCAGAAUGUUCAGCCUGAUAAAGAAAUCGUGGUGGACAUGAUAAUGUUCUUAUGGCAGAAAUGCAAAUUAGGAACUCAUCGGAUCAAUAUGUCUGGAAAAGACUAUGCAAAAUUCACCCAGAAAAUCAGUACUAAUAAAUGGGUUUAUCUUCUGUGGCAAAUAAAUGAAGUAAUUCACCACUAUAAAAUGGAAGACUUUGAUGUGGUGGUGGUGGCAGAGGUCGCGUUACGAUUAAGUGAGAUACUGGAGUUGCUAGGAAAUCCAAGGAGAAAAUUAAAAAAACCUACAGAUGUAUCUUUCAGGAAGGAGACUGAUGAAGUCCAUGGGACUCCGGACGGGGAUCUGGAAAUUCUGCCACUGUUAAAGAAAAACCCCUUGGAACAGUUAUUUUUGGCUUAUCAACUUCUUGACAAAGCAAUUGGUGGAAUAAAUUUCAAUUGCAUGUUAACUGCUUUGCCAAAUGGAUCAUCAGUGUUUGAUCAUUACUACACCAAGUGCACCCAUGAUAUAGAUGAAGACAUUCCCAAACCAGUCACACCAAAUAGUUUCAUGAUGGAUUUGCAUCUUGAACUAAUUCAAGCUCAGCACCGAAUAGCUGUUGUGCUUCUUGACAAAUUGCAAGUUUUGCAGACUCCAACUGUUAGCAAAAGCGUGUCUACCAAAAAUCCAGAAAAGCUAAACCAGUCUGGAAGCACCGGUUGUUUUACAGAAGAAAGUGUAAUGAAUAAAAUAAGGAAGAAUAAGCUCUCCAAAGCGAUGUACUUGAUGCAAAAAGCUCUCCUAAUAUUUGAGAAAGAUGCAGCCUCUACAUCUUCACAUGACUUUUUGAUGGAAGCAUAUUCUUUAAUAGAGAAGAGUGAAGUAGAACAAAAUACCUUAUAUUCAUAUCAGAAAAAUGUGGAAAGUUCAAAAAGAAAGAAGAGCAGAAUCCCUCCUCCACCUGUCCUGCUGUCCCGGACUUACUGUUCUGUGGCAUUGAAACCUGCCCCCUUUAGUUCAGACGUUAAGGUGUCGUGGUACUGCAUUUUGGGCUGCAAAGCAGAAGGAAGCUACGGAAAAGUCAGACUAAACAACAAUCAUCUCCCGAACUCAGGAGAGGCGAUACCAGCUGAUGGUAAAAGCAUUUUUGAAGUGAAAGGUUUAGAAACCAAUGAAAAAUACGUCUUUGCGAUUGCUGCUUAUUCUUCUAAUGGGAAGCUUGUGGGUGACGCCGUCGGGGAGACAACGAAGCCCAUUCUGGUGUACCCGCCUCUCUCUGCGGUCACUGCUCGCAUGUUCCUGACGCAGGCUGCCUAUCAGAUUGGGGACUAUGAGCUGGCUAAGAAAGUUUUCUCACCGGUCUGGGAUUAUUUCGUUGCUUCUCCACCUCACAACGAACAAUCUGUUAUUUGUUUGAGCAAUAUAAUGACUAUUACACAGAGAAGGUUACAUUCUGAUAUUUUGGCAGAGACUUCUUCAAUCCUCUUGUACCUUUUUCUUAGAAAUAUUUUUGUAACGAGUGACAUUAAAAUCAAAGAAGAAAAUCUUUUCUGUGAUAAUAUCAAAGGCAAUGAGAUUUUUCCUUCUCAACAAAUUGCCAGACUAAUUGAGUGUGAGAGAGUAUUAGUGGCAUUGGAGCUUAGCAACUACCUGAAUGAUUCCAGUUAUGCCCUUCAAGCUGUGACUCAGUGUUAUGGCCUCCUUGCUCCUAUGAUCUAUCACAAUAUUGUCCUGGUACCUGUUGUACAGAUCUUGAUAAAGUGUAUAGUGGUUUUGCAAGGACUGCCAAACAGCAUCCACUCAAAGAAACAUGCUGCAAAUUUUGAAGGCGUACAGCACAUGAUAGCUUGUUGUAUCUUCUAUAUAACAAAGAUUCUGCGUUCAUGGAAGGAAUAUGACCUGGCAGUAAUUAUUAUAAAUUAUGGGAAAAAAAUGUUGGACAUCACACCAGAGUGCAAAUCUCCAUUUGGUGCCAUUGACCAAGAAGAAGCACAAGAGGAGGGUUCUUCAAAGAAGUGUCCAAAGACUAAGAAGCCACAGCAGAUAUUAUCACCUGAAAAAAUAAAUGAGCAGCUGGUCUUGUUGGAGGCACACCUUCUCAAACUGACAAAGCAAAAUGUUACAGCUGAACUCUCAGGAACAGAGGACCCUAUAUUUCUUUACCCUGUAGUUUUAAAUUGGUCAGUCAAAGGUGCUAUGAAAGAAGUUAUGAAAUUUAAGCAGAGACCUAGAUUCCUGGAAUUUUUUACGCAAAUUAUGCUAAAAUGUAUGAGUGAUGAAAAAUUUCACCUUGUGGUGGAGAUAACGAAUCCUGUCUGUGACUUCUUGAGAAGGAGAAACGAGUCCCUUCUUGGAGUUAAAAAAUUGAAAUACAAGGACAGUCUGUUGAGUAAAAGGGCAGCUAAACCUGGGAAGAACCACAAAGCUGCAGUCAUGGAGAUAAAGAGAGCUUCGGAUGUACAAAGAAGAAGAAGUAAAAAAAGAGAGACACUAAGAGAAUAUUUUUCUAGAAAUCCAGGUUUUUCUGAAAUGCCGGAACAUGAAAGAAAUAAGAGAACUGAUGUUAGAAAACUAGCACACCGAAUCCUGCUGGAUUACUUGAAUCCUCUAAUAUUUAAUUAUGUUAAAAAGAAGAGGUUCCAUCAAAUCUGUCUUGAGGAGAUGCCCUGGAAGGCUCAGAUGAACCUGUGUCUGGCAAAUGCACACUUUAGCCUGUUUCUGAUAAAGCAAGGGGAACGGAUGAAGAUGAAAUGUGGAGCUCCUCACAAAAUGGUCAGUUUUCGAUCAUGUGAUCCCAGUGUAUUCUCACUGUAUAAUUCAGGAACAGUAUUGCCAACAGGAAAACUGACUCUAGAAAACUAUAAAGUGAUGCUUGAGUUCCUUCAUACACCUAUGAAAGGAAAGGCCAGCUUACCAUCAGAUGCUGAUGAGUUUUUGACACUUAUUAAUCCCCAAAUGAGUGAUGAAAAUGUUUCUAAAGCACAAACAGUUUCUGACUCAGACCCUCAAUUAGGUCUUAGUAGUAAGGAAAAGGAUCGAUCAUCAAAUUUGGGUCUAUUGGAUCAUUUUAUGAAAAUCUUUUUAUACUGCAGGAGAGCAAUGGUUCUUGCUCAUCGUGGGGGCUUUUGGACUCUGCUUCAGAACUGCUGUCGGGCCCUUUGGAACUUUACUCAGGAGCUACAGAUACUUCUUAGGCAUGCAGUGGACAUGUGUAAAACAUUCCCCAUUAGUCAGGACGGGUUCAUCUGUAUCUCUGUGUUACCAUUCUACCUGGGAGCAGAAUUACUUAUUGACAUGUUGAUAGAACUACAAAAUACCAAUUCUAUUGAGAUUAUUGAAGACAAGGGAGAGUUCAGUGUUCCAAGUUGCUAUGGAAAUAUUAAAAAUGACAAUGGUGGCUCUAGCCUUACUUUUGAGCAUCCUUUGGAUAAUGUAAAUGUGGUUGAUUUGAAAUGGAUCCAUGACUUUGUACUAAAAGCUCUGGAACUUUUAUAUCAAGUAGAAAAAUGGGAAACACUAGUAUCACUUGCCAUUCAGUUCAAUACAGUUUCACAUGAGAGAUAAACAGAACAAGUGACACCGCUCCUGGUGUAUGCACAGCGCCAGCUUCUUCUAAGAAUAUCCAAGUCGGAGGGCCCAGACAUCACACAACAGCCUUGUGUCAGACAUGAGGCUGAACAUCAAGAGAAGAUAACCUGCCGGAAUUUUAUUGGGAAACAACUCAAGAUUAAUCCUCCAACCAAUAAAGUGACAGAAGCUGGAAACAGCCCAGAUUCCCUAAGAAAGCUCAUCGUCUCAGAGUACAGCCAGGCCAGAGAGCUCAUCUGUGUGCCCGUGGAUGUGACAGACACUUUGAGAUGUUUUAGAGAGACUUUGGAAAAAUCCAAAUAUCACAACAGAGCAAUCCGCCACAGCAGAAAGUUGCUUUCAUUAUUUCUUGCACAGACACAAGGAGGCAAAGGAGGAAUAAACAUUUCAAGACUGGCCCCUGGAAAGGUGGAGUUUUGCCUGGGGACAGAGGAGAUGCACAUGCCAGCCCCUCCCGACCUCUCUCAGGAACACUUCAGAGUUUUUAGUUCCGUGGAGAAAAGCAAACUGCCCUCUUCACAACUCGGACUCGUAAUUUCUUCGUUUUACAAAACUAUUGAUGUUCUCCAAGCCAGCAAUCAAAGAAGUCUUAAAGUUCAGGCAUUGCAUCAACUUGGAAGUCUUCUUAUCUUCGCAGGAAAGAAAAGGGCUGCUUUUAAGUGUUGGUGUCAAGCGCUUGAUGACAUAUUCGGGAAAGAAGAUGUGCUGCAUACGUGGAAAGAGUUUGGCACCUCGCUCACCAGUGCCACCGAUGGCUCUUCACCUCCAGGUUACAAGGACUACAGUGAGGACUUUCUGUCCAGAGUCGGCAUUUGGGGCUGUUUGCAAGGAGCGGUCAUAUCAGCAAAGAUCGCCCAAUUCAUUAAGGAGUUGGACGUUGCCAAGAGAUCCAACUGUUGCAUUUUGUCUGCAUUACUCUUUCAGGGUUUGCUUAGAACCACGCUUCCACACCCCAAAGCCGAACGUUGCUAUGCUCAGUAUGAAAUCACCCAGCUUCUCCCAGGCAUCGAGCUAUUCUCGGAUGUACACAGGGCCGAUAUUUGCUCUGUGGUUGCAAGUUUGUAUUAUGUUAUACGUGAACUGCACUUUGCUAAGCAAAAUAUAAUAAUUUUGCCUCUCCUUGCAUUGUACCAAUAUUUUGUUUCUGGAAUUUGCCAAGACCUGGUCAGAAAUCUAGAAGCAAGAAUCCUCAAGAUUGAAGUUCUUACAGACUUAAGAUUCUUUUCUGAAGCCUUCCAUGAGAUGUCCCAGAUUUUUUAUGGAAAGAACAUGCCUUCCUUAAUACCCGCCGGAGUUAAAGCCAGUGUGAAAGUGAAGGCCUUUCAAUCAUUUGACUCAGGAAAGCCUCUUACUAGUAAAGAAAACAUACAGGCACUUGAUGAAUUAAUACAGAAAGGCUUGCCUCAGGUUCUGGUUACAAUUGGCCAUCAGCAUCUCUUAAACAAGUUUUCUUUUGCGAAAGCAUACUUGCUAGUAAGUGUGGCUGCAACGAUAAAUUGUGUCCCAGAAAAUCUAUUAAGAACAGUCUACCAUGGAUUUUUGUCCGAGAGGAGCAGAGCCAACCUCCCCAGCUUGAAAGAUCUCUGUUUAAAGGAUGAUAGAAACUCAUUUAAUCAUCUUAGUCAUCUUAGAAAAGUGAAAGAUGAAUUCACUGUUAGCACAAUAAAGUCAAUUUUACUGACAGAAGCCGAAGAGAAGCUAAACUCCCUUGUGUCCGAGUUGGGGCAGCCGGGCCAGAAGAGCCUCUCCCAGUGCUCCGCGGGCCCCCUGGAGGUCGUGGUGCAGGCCCAGCUGCAGCUGGCUGCCAUCGCCCUGCAGAGGCACCGGGCUGCCUACAGUGCUGCAAUAGUGUUUUCCACGCUUAAACUCCUCCAGGAUUCAAAACUUUUUAAAAAGAAGGUAGAACAAGAUGACAGAGAGAAUUCCCUCUCGACAGGAACUUCUGCCACUGAAAUUAAAGACGAUGAAUUUUUAGAUCCCAUUUCCCUAAAUUCUCGAGAAUAUUUCAACAUUCACUUGUGGCUGAGGUGCCGCUUGGCGUUGGUGACAGCCUUUGUCGCGCAGAUCCGUGGCAUUGGAAUUGUGAAAGAAAACGAUAUGACAGAUUACGUUAGCCUCAUCAAUGAAGCGUGUGUGGAGGCGAAAAGCGCGGGAGACAAGGAGCUAGAGGCUGAAUUCCUGAUGCAAGCGGUAAUUAUUGGCCUACAAGAAAAGCAUUUAAAGGCAGACAUCAUAACAAACCUUCAGGCCAUAAUACAUUUGCUUGAAGGAAGUGAGUUUAUUUCUCCCCGAUCUCAUUUAACCCUGGUAAGAAGCUUGCUUUUGCUGGAUGACUUAACAAAAGCAGAGAAAUUCAAGACAGCUCCCUCUUCAAAAACAGAAAAAAUGAAUUUCUUGACUCAGUCUCACAACAUUCUUAUUGACCAGAUGCUAACUUUUGGAGAAACAAUCGAAUUUCCUUCAUCAAACACUGACUAUGCAAGCCCAUUACAGCCUUUGAAAAAUGUCUACCUUCCUCAUGUCUUGUUAUUGGCCAAAACAAAAAUGAGAAUUGGACACACAAUGGCCAAGCAAGUAUAUUAUAACAGUAAAAAGAAGGAUUCCUCAAAGUGGUUACCCGCACUUCAGCUUUUUGAAAUCGCACUGAAACUCUGUAGGAUAUCAGCAACAGAUGAACAUGAGGUGGAAGCUGAAAUCCUUUUUCAGAAAGGCAAAAUAGAGCGUCAAUUAUUGAUGGAAGAGAAAUCUCCAAAUUCACCCCUUGAGAGUUUAUGUGAAGCAAUACAACUAAGCCUGAACCACGAUCAAAACUCAGGGUUGAUAAGGGACUCCUACCUAGAGAUCGCCCUGUUAUACUUACACCUGAGAAAUGCAGAGAACAAACUUUCCACGGCAUCACCAACAUCUAAGGCUCCUACCAGAAGGCACAGUUCUAUCAAAGAAGCCACAGUAAGUAGGUAUGGCGUGUGCACCUCGCUGGCCUGGACUGCGGUGAGAGCAGCUGCUCAGGUGAGUCAAGCUGUGCUGGCAAUUAACCUACUUAUUGGAAAGAAAAAUGCCAGAACUGACGAGGUGAGCCAAGCAGCAUUACCUAACAUCCCAGAAUUUGCCGCUGUGGACCUCUUGUCUUCAUUCACGGAUUAUUUGCUUGACAAUUACCAAGUCGCCUUCCAGACCAGCCACACAUUUUUUUAUGAAAGCGAUGACAUGGAAGACAACUCCGAUGCUAGAAAAAAGGCUCUGACUAAAGUGGACAUCACCUGGAUCCUUCUGCUACGUUACUAUAUCCACCUGCAAAGGAUCAACAACAUGAGCAAGCUGCUAGCAUCCCCAAAGUCCGGUGCUGGAAUUUCUCUGCCAGAUGAUACACUUCUCACGUCCCUUUUCAACUCCAAGUUGAUUUUGCGCCAAAAAGAAAUGCAUAACUUUCUUAAAAGAUUUUUACAACUGUACUCCUCCUCCUGUAUUGACGAAUUUCCAACAGAACUAUUUCAAGAAUUGGAAAAGCUACAAUUUUCAGAAAAUAACUUAUGUGACUCUUUGGCCAAGAUGCCUGGAGACAGCUCCCUGUAUUCCAUUUUACCUUUGAAGCUCCCUGCCCCCAGCGGCACACCUUCUGCGGAGCUGCUGUCAUCAGACGUGACCACGCAGGUUUUAAACAAAGAGCUUUGCUUUCUGUGGUACAUUCCUCCCCUGGAAAGACCUCCAAAGGAACUAGAACCUAUGGUUUUGUUGAUGUAUGCGUAUAACUUGAAGUCUUUCAAGAUUUCAGACGUGAGCUCCACCAACCACAGCAGUGCCUGCGUCGGCUCUUGCUGGGUUCCCCUGAACAGCGUUAUUUCAAUUCACGAGAAACUGUCUAAUCUUAAGCAAAUAGCUGAAAUAUCAUUGCCAGCAACUCCUGAAGUUACUCCAAGUGAAAACAUAUCCGUAAUCCAAGAAAAGCAAGAGAAACAAAUUGAUAGUGAAAUGCAAGACAUGAUUAUCGAAUGUUGCUUUGAAAUAAUAAGUCUGUUUUUGACUGAGGCAGAAACACCAUCACUAUCCGAGGUUCCAUUUCAUGUGUCGCAGCAAUCUAUAUUCGAUCUGGAGAGACUCUUCGAUCUUGCUAACGGUUGUAUCAUAUCAGGAGGGAGCCUUUUCAACUGGAUUGUGUCCAUUAUCCCCUGAGCAUUCUUUACACGUUAACCUUGUGAAGGAUUUCAUUGUUAUUGUUUUUCCUGGUUGAAAUGUUUUGAA